AUGUCGCGCGUCUACAUCGGUCAUCUUCCCGCUCGCUGUAGUGAACGUGAUAUCGAGCGUUUCUUCAAAGGCUAUGGGAGAUUGCGAGAUGUUGUCUUAAAAAAUGGAUAUGGUUUCGUUGAAUUUGAUAACGAAAAGGAUGCGGAUGAUGCCGUGUACGAUUUGCAUGGAAGAGAGCUCCGCGGAGAACGCAUCAUAGUCGAGCACGCCCGUCUACCACCAGGAUCGAGGGGUGGAAGCCGCCGUUCCGGUGGUGGCCGUGACCGGUAUGGUCCGCCGACGCGUACUGAAUACAGGGUUGUGGUCGAAAACUUGUCGUCUCGCGUCAUUACCGAACGUUCGUUGGUUUCGGUUGGCGUAGGACGCGUAGGAGGGCCGGUAUCGUUAUCGUGGUCGCUUGAGGUCGUUUUGGGUGCGCACCGUUCAACGGUCGUUCGGCCCGAGCUGUGGUCGGUAACGUGGUUCGAGGUUGUGGCCAGUCCCAAACGCGAGGACCUCAAAGAUCUUAUGAGAAAGGCUGGCGAUGUUACGUAUGCUGAUGCCCAUAAGUCAGCCCGAAACGACGGUAUUGUGGAGUUCUCACAGUACGCUGACAUGAAGGAGGCAAUUGAGAAAUUCGAUGGAUACGAAUUGUAUGGUAGGAAACUACGCGUCUACGAAGACCGCCCGAACCGUCGCUCGCGUUCCAGGUCUAGGAACAGGUCACGUUCGGGCAGUCGUACCCGCAAGUAUUCGAAUCGCUCAAGGAGCCGAGAAUCGCCUCGGCUGGAUCGCACGCGCUCACCACGUCGCCGACGUGAGCGUACAGGAUCCAGUGAAGGAAAUAGAUCUCCGUCACAUGGGCGAAGAGAUUCCCACAAAAGAUCUCGGGAACUGUCAGGUGAUGCCCGGUCUAGAAGUGUGUCCCACCAUUCCGGAUCGCGUCACUCUCGUGAACGUUCGAUUUCACAUCGUUCAGAGAAGCACUCACUGGGUCAUGAGUCGAGGUCUCCCAGUCGCAACGGAAGAGAUAUGAGUGCCAAGAACGGGUCAGAGCGGCGGUCGCGAUCUCGGUCGGCUUCCUUAUCUCGUUCUAGGAGUCGGUCGCGGUCCCCAGCUUCCAGGUCUCCUGAGCGGUCACGUUCUGCUUCGCGCUCUCGUUCCCGUUCCGGCUCGCGUCGCAGUCGAUCGGGCUCUGAGCGCCCACAUUCCGAUGAGGAAAUGGAUAACAGCCGUCAAAGCGAUGGUGAAGAGCAUGGCUCUGGUAAUUGA
Molecule: messenger RNA, 1251 nt
Organism: Opisthorchis viverrini
Lineage: Eukaryota; Metazoa; Platyhelminthes; Trematoda; Opisthorchiida; Opisthorchiidae
Exons: 6
Coding region: 1-1251 (416 amino acids)
Cellular component (GO): nucleus; ribonucleoprotein complex; cytoplasm
Molecular function (GO): mRNA binding
Source: RefSeq, a predicted model, not a curated record